GUGGUGUACCUGUUGGUACUUCUGCAGUGCUGUGUGUGUGUGACCAUCGCAAACGGUGAAGAAGGAAAAGAACAAGAAAUUGCUCCCGUUAAUCAGCUGGAAAAAGUGUUAAAAAGUGUUGAAAGUAAGAUAGAUGUUCUACUAAGUGAUGCGAAAGGUAAUAUCAGCAAAGUGGAUGGACAAGUGAAAUUAUGCCAGGAGGUUUCUAAAUCUGCUAAAUCCGCUUCAGUGGAAGCAAAUGAUAUGCGGGGAAAGAUUCAUGAUGUGAUGAAGAAGUAUCCUGAGGCUAGUGCGAAUGAAGGUGAUGUCGAGAGGAGUACCACUGAAACAUUAUUGAACAAUGCUACAAAUGCAUUAGAAAAGACAAAACAAGCUGUUAGUAAUGCGAGUACAGCAGUUUCAACGGCAAUGAGAUUGGGUAGUUUUUUAACUAAUGCACAUGAUAAAUUUAAAAGUUUGAUA
Messenger RNA from Trypanosoma theileri, 462 nucleotides. RefSeq lists its product as uncharacterized. The record is from RefSeq and is a predicted model, not a curated record. The transcript has a single exon. The annotation marks the transcript as partial. NCBI's taxonomy places the organism in Eukaryota, Euglenozoa, Kinetoplastea, Trypanosomatida, Trypanosomatidae.